Cladophialophora immunda is the source of this 1200-nucleotide messenger RNA. RefSeq lists its product as uncharacterized. The transcript is spliced from 2 exons. The record is from RefSeq and is a predicted model, not a curated record. The coding region runs from base 1 to 1200 and encodes 399 amino acids. NCBI's taxonomy places the organism in Eukaryota, Fungi, Ascomycota, Eurotiomycetes, Chaetothyriales, Herpotrichiellaceae.
AUGAGUCUGUCUACGCACCUAGUUCGUCGUGGCAUGGAAGCUGCCCACCGUGGUAUGGUGGCAGCCACAGCUGGGUCGGACCAACCAGCAGGAGGCGACGCUCCUCGAGUUUCACCUCUGGCUGGCAUGGUCUUUAUCCUUUCCAGUCUGAUUUUCCUUGUCCUUCUGUUUUCUGUUGGUUAUACCUACGGCCACUUGCUGCCCAUCUUGUGCAUGGUUGAGAGCCCGGAAACCGAAGCCUACGUUCCUGUUGGCACUAUAGAACCAACAGACCCUCCGGCUUACUCGGCGACCCCUGCUCCCAAGCCCGCACACGGACAACCUGACGGCCCGGAAGACGAUACGGAUGGCGAUGCAGAAGUUCUCCUCGUCCGCAACAAGCCCUUCACGGCCUCGAUCCGCCAAACAAUCCUGCACCUCCGAGCUCGAGCCGGCUACUGGUCUCGAUUCCGCGGCUUGUCCAUGUUCCUUGCCUGGAAUAUGGUCGGUGGUUUCCUGAUCUCCAUCAUUGCAAACAUCUUUCCCAACCGCCUAGGGAUUGCCGUUGCCGCCAUUAUUGCCGAAACUGCCCUUGCCACCUGGCAUAUGGCUUGGGUACACAUUGUCAUUUCGGAGCCCAGCGAGAAGAGAUGGUACAAGCGUAUUCCUACUCUGCGAACCUGGCCCAAAAUAGCCCCGGCUGUUGCAUUAUGGGCGACUACCCACCAGGUCGUAGCCAUCUUGCCCAUGUUGGUCUGUGGUUCAUUUGGAUCGCUGAAGCAUAUGGACAAUCCGGACUACAAGCCAGGCCGCAAAGAUCUUUAUGCCGUGGGCGGCCAGGGAAUUCUAGGAUUCUCGCUCAUGGUUGCUCUAUUCGUGCUCCUCCAGAUCCCCGCCACCGUCACCUUGGUCCGAGUUGCAGCGUCCAUGCUCCCAGAGGAGGACGAAACCAUUGUCCCAUUUGACCGCACAUUUGGCGGGAAGACAACCCCCGCAAUCAUCGGUGGACAAGGCAAGAUCGGCUUAGUCGAGGCGUGGAGAAGCUUCUCCUGGGAGAGUCGAAUGCGGUUGCUGAGGUUGAUGGCCAAGGUGACACUCAUCUUCCUUGCUUGCUGGCUCCUCUUCACCAUUGUUUUGGUCGCCGAGGCUCACAUCUUGUUCGGGGACAAGUUGGGUGAGAUGAUGAAGACGGUACACGGCAUCGCGCGUGCUCAUCAGUGA